This is a messenger RNA of Tarenaya hassleriana, 1578 nucleotides long. Its product is annotated as ribosome production factor 1-like. The coding region runs from base 92 to 1171 and encodes 359 amino acids. The record is from RefSeq and is a predicted model, not a curated record. The transcript has 11 exons. Gene Ontology annotation, molecular function: rRNA primary transcript binding. NCBI's taxonomy places the organism in Eukaryota, Viridiplantae, Streptophyta, Magnoliopsida, Brassicales, Cleomaceae. Gene Ontology annotation, biological process: maturation of 5.8S rRNA; maturation of LSU-rRNA. Gene Ontology annotation, cellular component: nucleolus; preribosome, large subunit precursor.
UUGCUCCUCCGGCUUUGUAAACCCUAACGUUCACCGGCUUCUUCAUCUUCGAUCAACGCGAAUAGACAAACAGGAUACAUCGGUCGGAAAAAUGGGAGGUAAGAGGAAGAAGAGCGACGGUGAAGCUAUGGAAGCAGAAGAUAGCGAGAGAGCGAGUACCGGUGGGGAGGAGAAGAAGAAAAAGCAGAAGCAGGAGAUUCUUCCGUCCAUGAUAAAGAACAAGGAGAAGAGAUCUCAAGUAUACGCCAAGCUCAGGCACGAGAAGAAAGUGGAGAAGAGGAAGAAGAUUAAGGCCCGUGACGCCGCGGAGAAGCGAGCUCUUGAGCUUGGCGAGGAGCCUCCGGAGAGGAUAGUCCCCCGAACAAUUGAGAAUACUAGAGAGCAAGACGAGACUGUUUGCAGACCCAAUGACGAAGAGCUGUUUGCUGAUAUUGAUGGGGAUGAAUUUCGUCCAAUUCUAGGGCAUGAGGUUACACCGAAGAUCCUGAUCACAACAUGUCGUUUCAAUUCUACUAGGGGGCCUGCAUUUGUAUCGGAGUUGCUCUCUGUUAUCCCGAAUUCUCAUUAUUACAAGAGAGGAACGUAUGAUCUGAAAAAGAUCGUAGAAUAUGCGAAGAAGAAAGACUUUACAUCUCUGGUUGUGGUCCAUACGAACCGCAGGGAACCAGAUGCUCUCCUUAUCAUUGGCUUGCCAGAUGGGCCUACUGCUCAUUUCAAAUUAUCGCAUCUUGUUCUGCGGAAGGAUAUAAAGAAUCAUGGGAAUCCUACAAGCCAUGAACCGGAGAUCGUGUUAAAUAAUUUCACUACACGCUUGGGUCAUCGUGUUGGCCGAAUGAUACAAUCACUCUUCCCUCAAGAUCCAAACUUUCGUGGUCGGAGAGUUGUAACAUUCCACAACCAACGAGAUUUCAUAUUUUUCCGACAUCAUCGUUACAUCUUUGAGACCAAGGAAAGUAAGCAAAGCGAUUCAAAAGCAAAGGGAGCUGGCAAUAACAAGGAAAAGGAUGGCAUAGCUCGAGAAAAAGUAAUAGCUCACCUUCAGGAAUGCGGUCCGCGAUUUACGCUCAAGCUGAUAAGUUUACAGCAUGGAACUUUUGACACCAAAGGCGGAGAGUAUGAAUGGGUUCAUAAGCCUGAAAUGGACACAAGCAGGAGGAGGUUCUUCUUAUGAUCCGGUUCUUUAAUGAACAAUGCCUUUGGUUUCCUGUGGGGGCAAAAGUCAAUACAAUUCGACCAAUUUUGUAGCAGAGCAGAGCAGAGCAGACCAUCAUUUGGUAUAUCUGGACAACCCUUUACUAUAUUCUUUGUAUUUGUCCCUGAUAUCAUGCCAUCUUUUUAUGCACAAGAAUUGUUCUUUGUCCUGCUUAUCGAAUCCCUUGUUUUUUCCAUAAUCGAUUAGGUCAAUUUUCUGUGAUGGGGUAUUUAUCCGAAUCAGUAUUUUCCUUCUUGUAGCAGACCCGGAAACAAAAAUCAAGAGCUAUAAUUAUAUUAGAAUUUGUCAAUCCAGACAUACAUACACAUAUAUGUGCGUAUGUGUCAAUUUGUAUGUAUUCAUGUAAUUGUAUUACUAUUUGCUUA